Molecule: messenger RNA, 2105 nt
Organism: Polychytrium aggregatum
Lineage: Eukaryota; Fungi; Chytridiomycota; Chytridiomycetes; Polychytriales
Product: arginyl-tRNA--protein transferase 1-like protein
Exons: 7
Coding region: 300-1673 (457 amino acids)
Biological process (GO): protein arginylation
Cellular component (GO): cytoplasm
Molecular function (GO): arginyl-tRNA--protein transferase activity
Source: RefSeq, a predicted model, not a curated record
AGGGCGAUGGCCGUUCUCAGCGCCGGGCCGGAUCAGCAUCGGCUCGGCAUGCGUCCGGUAUCCGCUUGAUACCCGCUCGGCAUUCCUCGGAUAUCAUCCCGGCGCCCAUCUGCUUGAUACCCGUUCGGCAUUCUUCUGCUGCUGGCGGCCCACAACAGGAAACUCAAAACCCUCGGCCGUCCGUCGGCUUCCCUUGCGCCCAGAUCGCCCCCCACAGACCAAGUCCGUCUGCGGCCUGCUCAACCUCCCAGCCUUGCGUCCUCGCUGAAUCGCUUUUCCCUCGACGUCAGCCUGCCACCAUGGCCUCCCCGACCUCAGUCACUCGUAUCUGCGGCUCCGACACAAGCAGCUGUGGUUACUGCCACAGCGGCACUCGUUCGAGCGCCUCCUGCGGCAUGUGGGCAUUCUCGCUCGCACCGCAUGCCUACCAAGCUCUCAUCGAUCGAGGCUGGCGUCGCAGCGGUCAGUACCUCUAUAUCCCCGAUCCACUGAUGACCUGUUGUCCCUGCUAUACCAUCCGAGUGGAUGUGGCCGAGUUCAGCCCCUCCAAGAGCCAGAAGAAAACCCUCCGGAAAAUGAGACGAUACCUCAACACCAAGCCCGGAGACAAGCCGUCUGCGGAAGAGGCCGGCGAAGAUGACCCCGCAUCGCAUUUGACCCAUCCGGACCAGCCCGAUCAGUCGAGUCCUGCGGCCGGCACCAAGCCCGAAGUGCUGGUCGCCCCAGCCCAAGACGAACCCAUCGAGCUCUACAGCGCCGAGCUCCCCGGCCCGAACAAGAAGCUGCUGAAGCAACUCAAGGCCACCAAGAUGCAAAGCCAGCACGAACAUCCCGAUGCUGCCCCAAGAGCCGAAAAUGCCGUCAAUACAAAGAAGCUGAACGACCUAUUCAAGGAGAUCGAAGCUGGGUCAACACACCAGCUGAGGGUCGAGCUGGUGCCGGCCAAGUUCGAGCAGGAGACGUUCGAGCUCUUUGCAAAGUAUCAGACCCGGGUCCACAAAGAUCCGCCCUCCAAGUUCGACGAUCCGUCAUCGUACAUCAGCUUCCUGGUCGACAACCCGUUUCCAAAGGCUCAAGGACGCUCGUUAAGCUACGGUGGCUUCCAUCAAAAGUACUAUUUGGAUGACAAGCUGAUCGCCGUUGGCGUCAUCGACAUUCUGCCAAAAUGCGUCUCGAGUGUGUACUUUAUGUAUGAUCCGGACAUGUCGUUCCUCUCCCUCGGGGUCUACGGAGCCAUCCGUGAGGUCAUGUUUGCCCAGUCCCUCUCACAGGUCCUGCCCGAUCUCAAGUACUACUACAUGGGAUACUACAUCCACAGCUGCCCUCAGAUGCGCUACAAGGCCCAGUACAGACCCUCGUAUCUGUUGUGCCAUGACGAUUACAAGUGGUACCCCUACGAAAAGUGCGCCAAGCUCCUCGACCAAAACAAACGGGUUUCGUUUUCCGAGUCGCUGAAAGCCGACCCCGAAGGCCAAACCGUGCGACCGCUUUCGGAGAAGCAAGCCAGCGCCGUCAAAGACAGCGAUAUUAUGGAUCUGUGGGUUCACACCGGCCGAGAGAUUGUCCAGCUAAGGCGCGUGUAUCGAUUCUACAAUGAUGAUAUCGCUAAAAUCAAGGAGCUUUAUGUCUUGGUCGGAGAAGACACUCUUCAGAGCAUUGCGCUCAACAUCUAGUAGCCAAACGAUUCUCUUGUAUUUGUCAAUGAUCAUCCCUUUGGCCUCAUCCUUGUCUGAUCAUUGGCUUGUCGGCACUCCCAAAAACGGAUACACAACUAUCGAUCUGAGGGAGAGUACCAAGCCACCCCUGCAUCUGAGCCGUUGGCUUCCUCGUCCAUGCGAAUCGUAUUCGUUUGUCCCCUGUACCAUCGAGCGGGUCACCACGACUUUGUUUGGGAAACCAAGGGAUCUAAUAGCCUGCCGCCAGCCCUCCUUUGCGUGGAUCGGCCGCCGCUGGAAUGGGCAAGGGCAACGCAUGAAGAAGUCGGGUCAGCGGCCACUCGGUUGUAGAGACCCUGUGCUCAGUACGCGGCUCUCCGGAGGCGAGGAGAACGUCAGCGGCCCGCGAUGCUUAAAUCCGGUUUACCUUGGAUAGUUCCGUCCUUUAGU